Heteronotia binoei (common prickly gecko) is the source of this 1917-nucleotide messenger RNA. It is a transcript of the gene CLK3, whose product is annotated as CDC like kinase 3. Lineage: Eukaryota; Metazoa; Chordata; Lepidosauria; Squamata; Gekkonidae. The transcript is spliced from 14 exons. The record is from RefSeq and is a predicted model, not a curated record. Bases 131 to 1690 code for a protein of 519 amino acids. Gene Ontology annotation, molecular function: protein kinase activity; ATP binding. Gene Ontology annotation, biological process: protein phosphorylation.
UCCCCUUCUGGGCGCCUAGGGGCGGUCGGAGUGCGCCUGCGCACAGGCUCGUUACGACGAAGGAGGAAAAGAAGAUCGGGAGGGCGCCGGAAACCUCCGCUCUCCUUCGGUCGGCGUCGAAGGCAGCGCGAUGCAUCACUGUAAGCGCUACCGCUCCCCGGAGCAGGAUCCCUACACGAACCACAGAUGGAAGAGGAGGCGGUCUCGCAGCAGAGAGCACCACGAAGGGAGGCCGCGCUAUCCCAGUCGCCGGGACUUUUCGCGGAGGUCACGUUCCAGGAGUGGGGAUCCAGCCCAGCUUGCGUCCUUCUCCUCUCCUCCAUUUUAUCCACACAACAACCCUGUGAGCCAGGACAGAAUGCCCCAUCAGAGACGAUACCGAGACGGAAUGGAAGGCGAGGUCUACAGGUUUGAAGAACGGAGCACGUCUUUCGGAGAGGACUAUUACUCUUCCCACCGCUCACGCCACCGCCGGAGAUCCCGCGACCGAGAGCGCCACCGGACACGGAAGCGUCAGCACCGCUGCCGGAAACGCAGGACCAGGUCUUGUAGCAGUACCUCCUCGAGAAGCCAACAGAGCAGUAAGCGCAGCAGGAGCGUGGAAGAUGACAAGGAAGGUCACCUGGUUUGCAGCAUCGGCGAUUGGCUCCAAGAGCGAUAUGAAAUUGUCGGGAGCCUGGGCGAGGGGACGUUUGGGAAAGUCGUGGAGUGCGUGGACCACGCCAGAGCCAAGUCUCUGGUCGCUUUGAAAAUCAUCCGAAACGUGGGCAAAUACCGCGAGGCGGCCCGGCUAGAAAUCAAUGUCCUAAAGAAAAUUAAGGAGAAAGACAAGGAGAACAAGCACUUGUGUGUCCUGAUGUCGGACUGGUUUAACUUCCACGGCCACAUGUGCAUCGCCUUUGAACUCUUGGGCAAGAACACGUUUGAGUUCCUGAAGGAGAACAACUUCCAGCCCUACCCUCUCCUGCAGAUCCGACACAUGGCCUACCAGCUCUGCCAUGCCCUAAAAUUUCUGCAUGACAACCAGUUGACUCACACUGACCUCAAGCCUGAAAACAUCUUGUUUGUAAACUCCGAUUUUGACACCUUGUACAACGAGAAAAAGGCUUAUGUGUUGCAGAACUGCGAAGAGAGGUUGAUCAGGAACACAGGCAUCCGAGUUGCAGAUUUUGGGAGCGCCACCUUUGAUCACGAGCAUCACACCACCAUCGUGGCGACCCGGCAUUAUCGCCCGCCGGAGGUGAUCUUGGAGCUUGGCUGGGCACAGCCCUGUGACGUGUGGAGCAUUGGCUGCAUCCUCUUUGAGUACUACCGGGGGUUCACGCUCUUCCAGACCCAUGAGAACAGAGAGCAUCUGGUGAUGAUGGAGAAGAUCCUGGGUCCGAUCCCACAGCACAUGAUCCGCAAAACAAGGAAGCAAAAGUACUUUCACAAGGGAAGUUUGGUGUGGGAUGAGAACACUUCCGACGGGCGAUACGUCCAGGAGAACUGUAAACCACUGCAGACGUACAUGCUGCACGACUCCCAAGAGCACAUGCAGCUCUUCAACCUGAUGAGGCAGAUGUUAGCGUUCGACCCCGCCCAGCGGGUCACGUUUGCCGAAGCUCUGCUCCACCCGUUCUUUGCCGGCCUGUCCCCCGAGGAGAGGCGCCUGAGCUGCCGGGAUUCAAGCCGGGACCUGAGCAGAUGACAGACGGGCCAAGGCGGAGCUUCCAGCGGGCAGAUGUACAUAGCGCGAGAUUGGCCCGCCCGUUGCGUCAGAGACCCUUGUGCAGUGCAACGGUUGGAGAUGUCGCCGCAGCGUCGGACGGACCCUGGUCGCGGGAGGGGGGAGAGACAGCUCCUGAAAAGCACAGAUUUGUCUCAUAUUUAUAUGUUGUAAAGUUAAAAAAUAAAGUGUUUCAUAUUGUUUGAUAA